AUGAACGAGAUAUAUGUGAGCAAUUUAUCUGAGUCUGUGACGAGCGAAGAGCUGUCGUCCUUUUUCUCGUCGUACUCACCAGUUACAUGCAAAGUGAAUGAAGUUGACGUUACCAAAUAUUUGCAGAAGGGUAAAGUCGAAGUGGAGAGUGUCGAAGAAGUCCAACACAUCCAACAACAAGUGAGUGGUCGAAUCAUCGAAGGGCAUCGGCUUAAAAUAUCGCGCCCAAUUUCAGACAAACUGAGUGAGACGACGUUAAUUGUCACCCAUCUCCCAUCAACAUACACACAAGAACAGUUCGUUGACCUUUUUAAACCUUUCAAAACAACAAGCGUCCUCUUAGACCCUCCCAAACACAAAGCUGGUCAAUCCGCUGGUAAUGCUAAUUUGACUUUUAAUGACAAGGAAAGUGCUCUGAAAGCACUUGAUAUGAACGGAAAAGAAUUAGCCGGCAAAGUCCUCCGCGUCGUCGUCUCCGAUCCAUCCAAGUCUAAUAAAAAGAAGCCUCAAAAUCACCCGAAAAAAACUGAAAGUUCUGAAGACGAACAAAUCCAACCAAAGAAAGAAAGAAAACAUAAGUGCUUUAUAUGUAAAUCUACGGGACAUUUAACUAAAGAAUGCCCAAAUAAAGUGACUGAAAAAAAGACGAAAAAACACCAAAAAAAAGAGUAA
Molecule: messenger RNA, 672 nt
Organism: Entamoeba invadens IP1
Lineage: Eukaryota; Evosea; Mastigamoebida; Endamoebidae
Product: ribonucleoprotein, putative
Exons: 1
Coding region: 1-672 (223 amino acids)
Cellular component (GO): cytosol
Molecular function (GO): mRNA binding; zinc ion binding
Source: RefSeq, a predicted model, not a curated record